GAAAGUGUGUGUUGAUCGCGCCCCCGGCGGCUCUUCGUCACUCCCCACUCCCUUGUGAAAGCCCUCCUCUUCCCUCAGUAGGCUGAACACUCGGUCUGGAUGUGUGCUGAACACAGCGGCUUGUAGAAGAUGUCCGCGGCGGGUGCUGGAGCUUGCGGACCCGGUCCUGGAGCCGGCGGCGCUCCAGGAUCCGGAGCCUCCAACCCUCGAAAGUUCAGCGAGAAAAUCGCCUUACAUACUCAGCGCCAGGCCGAGGAGACCGCCGCUUUCCAGGAGGUCAUGAUGGACAUCACCUCCACACGGAUUCAGGCUCAGAAAGUGCACCUGGCAAGAACCCAGGGCCCUUACUACGGAGGCUCUCUGCCAAAUGUCAAUCAGAUUGGCAGGAAUGCGGCUGACCUCCAGGGUUCAUUCCACACAAACCUAGAAUCCAGUCGCUCCACACGGCACCAUGGGCUGGUGGAGAGAGUCCCCAGAGACAGACGCUUCGCCUCCCCCAGCCGACCAUACAGGAGACACAUGGACAACUCUCAUUGCAGCUCUGCAUACCUGUCUCCACCCCCUGACCCAAGCUGGAGAAGGAACUGGUCCAGUAAUUUCUCCACGGACAAGAACCCAUUGUUCCGUCUUCCCACCACAGCACUCAACAGAACGAACUCAGACUCCGCUCUGCACACCAGCGUGAUGAACCCUCCCACAGGAGAUCCAUUCAGUGCAGGACACACCCUAAAUCCACACGGGAGACGCAGCGGUCUGACUGAGGGUGAAAAAGGGCGUAGAAUGUUUCCAUACCCUGUCCCUCCCAUAGAGGAGAAUGUAUUAGAUGAAGGCAAGCUUCUAAAACCAUGGGACACAAAGAAGGUAUCCAUGCAGGGCUCACGACCAAAGUCUUGUGAAGUUCCUGGAAUCAAUAUAUUUCCUUCACCAGAUCAGCAAGCCAAUGCUCCUCUUGUCCCUUCUGCUUUGAAUACUGGAGGUUCUCUGCCUGAUCUGUCCAGUCUGCACUUCCCCUCACCGCUGCCCAUGCCACUCGACCCAGAUGAGCCUGGCUACCCCUCCCUCAGCGGGGGCAACAGCACAGGCAACCUAGCCUCCACCCUCACUCAGCUUGGCAUCAAUACCACAAAUGCCUUCAACUCCCCAGGUCUCUUGGCCUCUCUGCAGGGCACGUUUAGUAACCCUACUCUCCAGUCUUCUCUUAGCAAUCCUAACAUCCAGUCAUCUUUAAGCAGCCACUCUUUCCCCAACUCCCUUAGCUCUGCCUCACUGCAGUCAUCACUUAGCAAUCCUUCCCUGCAGUCCUCCCUUAGCUCCUCCCCUUCUUUGCACUCAUCUCUCAGCAACCAAUCCCUUCAUUCCUCACUCAGUAAUUCUUCUCUUAGUGGUCAGUCCCUCCCAUCAGUAAACAGUGCAGUGGGGUCAGGCCACUGUUUGAGUUCCUACCAAACGCUGUUACCCGGGAAGGUGCAGCCCCAAUUAAGCUCCUCCCCCCACAGACGGGGUCAGCUAUCACCGCUGAACCUGCCCCUGGGCCCGGAUUCCCGCAGGCACCACUCCAAACAGUUCUCACCCACCAUCUCUACCACAUUGUCAUCAAUCACACAGGGUGUUCCACUAGAUACAAGUAAGCUUCUGAUGGACCAGAGAUUACCACCAUAUCCUUUCGGUCAGUCUCAGCCAGGCCUGAGCGGUGACGCACAGAAAGGCUGCUCCUCACCACAGUCCAGCCAGCCACCAGUCCAGCACCAACAAGUACAACAUCAGCAGCAUCAGCAGACAGUACAGCCUCCCCAGCACCACCCCCUCCCACAUACACAGCACCCACAGGCCAUGCAACUGCACAUGCAGAACAUGCACAACCUGCAUAAAACGCAGAACUUUCCAUUCGAACACGUGCACCGACAACAGGGCUCCCAUCUUCAGCCACAGCCGAACCAAAACCGCAGCGGCGCAGCAGACACACCGGGACCAGUGAACUCCCAGAGCACGCAGGAACCUGAUGUACACACGCAGACACACACACAUGUUGUACAGCAAGAACAGAAUCAGAAUCUUCCUCAACUUCAGCAGAUCAGCCAGUCUCUAGCCAGUGAACUUGGGCUUUACAAUGAUUCCUUAUUACUGAAUUCCCUUCUGGAUGAUCCAUACCUGGGCCUACAACUCACCGGCAGGCAAAACCAGACCUUUUCUCAGCAGUUCACCACUGAUGCUCACACGGGAGGUUUGUCCUAUAACCACAAUAUGGACUCCACCACUAAAGGCCAGGAUGGCUCUUACUCCAGCCACCAAGGGGUGUUAGACUUGCUGGACUCCACAGAUCAGCAGUUCCUCAAUCCCAGUCAGAACCAGAACUAUGGUACUGGGCGCCACCCUGUCCCCAACAUCAUACUGACGGGAGACUCUCCUCCUGGUUUGUCUAAAGAGAUCACCAGUGCUUUGUCUGGAGUGCCAGGCUUCGAGGUGGACCCGUUCUCUACAGACGAUACGCUCAGGAUGGAACCUCUGGCUCUGGACGGCCUCAACAUGCUCACCGACGGAGACUUGAUGCUGGCCGACCCUGCCGUAGAGGACUCGUUUCGCUCUGACCGACUCAAAUGAACAAGAGAAGGGACGAUUGGAAUGAUUAGGAGUCAGGAGACAUCCAUACAACCUGCGAGUAAGAAGAAGUGAAGUCUUUAAGGCAUUCCAGUGGGAUUUCUCCUCACUCUCUACUUAGGCUUGAAACCUGCUGAAGAGAUUCCUGAAAGGGACCAACUAUGUUUAUGAUUUUAUUUUUAUUUUUUUUAAAGUGUUAGUCCAGCUGUUUUUGCUUUAAGCCCCAUGCACUUGCUGAGAGUUCUCUUCAAAUGCAAAACAUAAUUAUAGGUAUUAGCUUGUCUAAGUCCUAACUGCAUGUUGACGUGUGCACUUCAGAUUGUCACUCCCACAGAGGAGUCAAGCAUGUGAUGCCAACUGGCAGAAAAUGUUUAAAAUCAGUGAGAUGCUUUUUUUUCCCCCCAUUUCGUAUCCCGUGAGUGUUGACUAUCAACAACAGACCAAGUGUUGAUCUCUCAGAAGAGGAUCUGCCAAAAUAGAAACCAGACCAACUUCACCAUGUCACUGUAUGUGUCACCAAUUGUACACUUUGCAUUGAGGGCAUGCCCUCCACAACCUCUUGUACUAAAUGAGUAUUUAUUAAUUCCACACCAGUUAUUUACAAGUGACACUGAUGCUCUAUUUUCAUGGCUUUGCCAUUGAAGCUAAAUUUUUUUUAGUCUUUAAUUGACUUUAGUCUGCUGUAAAGUGGCUUUGAUUUAUCAGCAGCCUCUCUUUCCACCAAAGCGUCAGGGGAAAAAAGAUCAAUCUCUUUAAAAUUAGAUCUUCUCAAGAAAACUGACCAAAAUGCCUCCAGAGUUUUUCGUACGUGCUUCAGCUAAAGCAAGCCUGCGUCUUGCAGAUGUGAUGUGAUGUGCUGUGAUGUGGUAGUGGCCGUGUGUGUAUUCUGUCUCAGGCUAAUGUGUCAGGCUGAUCUGGUACACUGGAGCUUGGUUCAUUUGAACUAAAAGCUGCAGCCCUAUGUCACGUAGCCUGCGCUAUUGCAUUGCAAAUGCAUGAAAUGGUGUUUUUUGCGUACAGAUACUGUACUCACUGAUGCAUUUGUGCUCUAAUGGCUGUUCCUUGUGCGGUUUGCUUGUCCCUGGUGGAGUGAGUGUGCAAGAGAGUGAGUGAGUGUCUGUGGGUCUGCGCGAGUGAGUGAGUGUCUGCGUGAGUGAGUGAGUGUCUGCGCGAGUGAGUGAGUGUCUGCGCGAGUGAGUGAGUGUCUGCGCGAGUGAGUGAGUGUCUGCGCGAGUGAGUGAGUGUCUGCGCGAGUGAGUGAGUGUCUGCGCGAGUGAGUGAGUGUCUGCGCGAGUGAGUGAGUGUGUCUGCGCGAGUGAGUGAGUGUGUCUGCGCGAGUGAGUGAGUGUCUGCGCGAGUGAGUGUGUCUGCGCGAGUGAGUGAGUGUCUGCGCGAGUGAGUGUGUCUGCGCGAGUGAGUGAGUGUGUCUGCGCGAGUGAGUGAGUGUGUCUGCGCAAGUGUGCGAGUGAGUGAGUGUCUGCGCAAGUGUGCGAGUGAGUGAGUGUCUGCGCAAGUGUGCGAGUGAGUGAGUGUCUGCGCAAGUGUGCGAGUGAGUGAGUGUCUGCGCAAGUGUGCGAGUGAGUGAGUGUCUGCGCAAGUGUGCGAGUGAGUGAGUGUCUGCGCAAGUGUGCGAGUGAGUGAGUGUCUGCGCAAGUGUGUGAGUGAGUGUCUGCGCAAGUGUGCGAGUGAGUGAGUGUCUGCGCAAGUGUGCGAGUGAGUGAGUGUCUGCGCAAGUGUGCGAGUGAGUGAGUGUCUG
Molecule: messenger RNA, 4351 nt
Organism: Hemibagrus wyckioides
Lineage: Eukaryota; Metazoa; Chordata; Actinopteri; Siluriformes; Bagridae
Product: CREB-regulated transcription coactivator 2-like
Exons: 14
Coding region: 130-2598 (822 amino acids)
Biological process (GO): positive regulation of transcription by RNA polymerase II; protein homotetramerization
Cellular component (GO): cytoplasm; nucleus
Molecular function (GO): cAMP response element binding protein binding
Source: RefSeq, a predicted model, not a curated record